Molecule: messenger RNA, 486 nt
Organism: Thalassophryne amazonica
Lineage: Eukaryota; Metazoa; Chordata; Actinopteri; Batrachoidiformes; Batrachoididae
Product: cilia- and flagella-associated protein 99-like
Exons: 4
Coding region: 1-486 (161 amino acids)
Source: RefSeq, a predicted model, not a curated record
AUGGCGACUGCUUUGACGAAUGUCUGCCCUGUGGCUAACCUUCACGGGUUACUUUUUAAGGAAGCCGUUGUGCUGUUUGACAAAAGCAUGCAGGUUUUGGAUGAUUUCUUGGAAGAUGCCCCAAAGGACCUGCAGAACAUGACUAAUACAGAUAAGCAGUUCAUUCUUGAUGUUGUUUCUGGAUGUAUCGAGCACAAAAAGUUACUGGACACAGUCAUUGAACUCUUCUAUGCCGAGAAUGGGAAGUACUUAUCCAGAAGUGAUCGCAGCCAGUUUGUCAUUAUCUGCUACCUCACCACAUUCCGGCUUGAUGAACUUGGACUUCAGUGUUUUAGUAACAUUGUGAAAUCGCUGGACAUCAAGAAGAUGCACGCAUUCUUGAGUUUCUUCUUCACAUACCUCACCACAUGGAUACAAGAUAAGUGGACCAGCAUCUAUGAUGUUGCCUUUGUGCAGAAACAGUGGAUUGAGCCUCUACUCAGGUGA